AUGCGUCAACAAAAAGAUCAAGCCUAUGGGGAUAUCCUUGCUCGUUUACGAGUUGGUGCAAUUACAGCUGAAGACAUUAAUUUAUUAGAAACUCGAAAAUUCGAUAUUGCAUCAACGAAUACUGCCAAACGAGUUCGUCUCUUAUCCUCGUACAUCAAGAAAUUACCUCCAGAUGCUGUAUGUUUACUAGCUACGCGUAAACAAUGUGAAUGCUUGAAUACUGUCAUGUUGGAGCAACUAGCGACUUAUGAACUUGUUCUCAUUGCCGAAGAUUCAGUAGAUUGUCGUAACCCUCGCCUGAAGGCGACAGCUAUGAAAAUCCUUGAGAAGGCGGAAAAAGAUGACCGUUCAUCUGCUGGUCUUGCAAAGAUCAUAACAAUUAAAAUAGGUGCCAAGGUUAUGGUCAGGCGCAACAUUGAUGUUACCAUUGGUCUGGUCAAUGGAACGAUUGGAAUUGUAACUUCUGUUGUUAAAUGCAUUGAUAAAGCUAUAGAACAUAUAAAGUUGAUCACUAUACGUCUGGCCUCUGGACAAGAAUGUGACAUUGAGCGGAUGGACGUGAAAUUCGAAAUUAUGAAUGAAACUUAUAUUAAAAGAUGA
Diachasma alloeum is the source of this 600-nucleotide messenger RNA. RefSeq lists its product as uncharacterized. Bases 1 to 600 code for a protein of 199 amino acids. Lineage: Eukaryota; Metazoa; Arthropoda; Insecta; Hymenoptera; Braconidae. The record is from RefSeq and is a predicted model, not a curated record. The transcript has a single exon.